Molecule: messenger RNA, 915 nt
Organism: Eimeria maxima
Lineage: Eukaryota; Apicomplexa; Conoidasida; Eucoccidiorida; Eimeriidae
Product: SAG family member
Exons: 3
Coding region: 1-915 (304 amino acids)
Source: RefSeq, a predicted model, not a curated record
AUGCGUCGUUUCUGUUUCGCCGUACUUGCAGGCACGGCUGCCGCCGUGCCUGCACUCUUCACGGAGGCACAAGCCGGCGGCCAGACGCCAUUUUCGGCUGUCGACUGCUCGGAGCAGAUGAACAAGGCAAGAGAACCUAUGGGAUUUCCUAAGUUCACUACACUCAGUUCAUCGGAAUCUUCUUCUCUUAAUACUGAAUCCAAUACUACUAAGCUUUGUGCGAGUAUAAGAGCGGGUACAGAUCCUGGUGUAUGGCUAGCAGACACUACAGUUAAUUUGUCUAUAGCAGCAGCAAUUCAGGAGUCAGCCGAUGGGGAUUGUGCAGCAGCAACAAAGCAAUGGAAGGGAGCACUAAAGACAAUAGGGGAUUCUUUACCACCUGCCUAUACACCCGGAGAGGAUAUAUACAAAAGUCUUGAUGUUGUAUCCUUAAUGAAUAUGUAUACACCUAAGGACGGAGUAGCAGUUACAUGCACUGUUAUACAAUGCCCAUACAAGAACUCGUCAACAGGAACUGGCUCUAGCGGCACCGACCAAGGCACCGGUGGCGGCACCGGUGGCGGCAGCAGUGGUGCUGAGGCUGACGACAACGACAGAGUGGAGGACUCACCCUCAUUGGAGCCCGAAGUCCCCGCAGAGCCCCAAGUGCCCAGUAGGGCAGGCGGAGUACCAGCAUCAGCAGCAGAAACAGCAGGAGUAGGAGGAGUACAAGCAGCAACAACAACAGAAAAACCACCAGCAGCACCAGCAGCAGCAGCUGCAGCAGAAUCAGGAGCAGCAGGAGAGGGAGGAAUAAGGGGAGGAGUAACAAUUCGUCGAUUGGCUGAUGGUGCAGGACAAGAAGAACCUCUUAAUGCUCUUGUUUGUGUAUUCAAGCCUAAAUUACUCACGAAAGGAACUGCACCUUUCCAGUAA